UGAAGAUGCUGUAUUCCACCGUUAGUAGAGAAACAGAGCCUACCUUGACAAAGCUCCUGAGGGGUAAACCACAGAAAAAAAUUAGGCUACAUAUUUUUAAUAAACCGAUUAAUGGGAUUUUCCUUCCCGGAGAAUCCUGAAGCUGGAGCAUACUGGAAAAGGGGCGCAUUCCAAACUGAUGAACAGCCUUUUCUUUCAGUGAGACCUGAAGUAAAACGACGCAGCAAUGACAUUCUACUGGUAAGAGCACCAGCCGUGCGCAGCUACAUCGAGCACAAAAUAACUAUUGUGGGGAUAGAUGAUUGAUAACGCAACUGCUAUAGCGCAGGCCGGGAGACGGAAACAUAUGUACUUGUCUUAUUGUACAGCUGGUUCAGUGACACUGGGUGCUGCAUGGAUUGUUAUUGCAAUCAGUCCUUCUACAUCAGCCACUUCUACCAGCCAUUACAAAUUACUUUGAUUCCGGACGGCUUGCCGAGGAGGAAUAUUGCUGCAGAGCUACAGGGGAAUGCCAUGUGUCGUGGCGCGACAUAAGAAGCGCUUUGUGGUGUGUUUUCCACCGGGGACAGGUGGUGUUGGGAGGUAGCGGGUGUAUAUGAAAACACAACCAGGAGACAGUUGUCUUAAGGAUGUCACGCUGCCGUACAGGAUAUUUUUUUUUUGCCAGAGACAGAUGAGACAGAGAGGAGUAGGCUAGUAGUUUACAAAUUAGGUUAGGCUUAGGUUUGACGAAAACAUCGGAUCACUCUCUCCUCUUCUUACAUACUGGAUAUUAAUCCAGGGGAAAUCAGACUGUAGAGAGAGGCAAGAACUGUGUAACGGCCGCGUUCCGGGCGCACCCUUUACGCGACAAUAAGCGAGUCUGUGUUCUACGGCUGCCAUGGCGACCCUGGCCCCACCCUUCUUCCUGCUGUUUUGGCUCCUCCGAUUGGCCAGCGCCACAUUUCCAGAGGAACCGGGGCCUCUGAAUUUUAUACCCACUGAAGUGGUACGGCGGUACCCAGUGUUUCUGGGUCGGCCACAUCGUUCAUCCCUGAGACAGGAGACACUGCAUAUUCAGAGAGUUCUCAAGGUGAACCGGACCCUCUACAUUGGAGCCAGAGAUGACCUUUUCCGUGUGGAGCUGGACAAUGUGGCGGGAGAGGAGAUGUUCUACAGUAAGAAGAGAACAUGGGAGUCCAACAAAAACGACAUCAGGACCUGCAGGAUGAAGGGCAAGCAUGAGGACGAGUGUCGGAACUUCAUGAAGGUUUUGCUGAGUCGACAAGGAGGUCUGUUUGUCUGUGGGACCAACGCCUUCAAUCCGCUGUGUGCCAACUAUACUGGAGACACACUGGAGAUGGUGGGAGAGACGGUCAGUGGCAUGGCCCGCUGCCCCUAUGACCCUAAACACGCCAACGUGGCUCUGUUCGCCGAGGGGAAUCUGUUUACGGCCACUGUGACGGACUUCCUGGCAAUAGAUGCAGUGAUCUACCGUAGCCUGGGGGACAGUCCUGCACUCCGCACUGUCAAACACGACUCCAAAUGGUUCAGAGAGCCCUAUUUUGUCAGUUCAGUUGAAUGGGGUCCUCACAUCUACUUCUUCUUCAGAGAGAUGGCCGUGGAGUUGAACUAUCUGGAGAAGGUACAGGUGUCUCGGGUGUCUCGGGUGUGUAAGGCGGACCUGGGGGGCUCUCAGAGGGUGUUGGAGAAGCAGUGGACGUCGUUCCUGAAGGCCAGACUGAACUGCUCCGUCCCUGGAGACUCCCACUUCUACUUCAACCUGCUCCACUCCACCAGCCCUGUCAUCAGGAUGCACGGCAGGGACAUCAUCCUGGGAGUCUUCUCCACCCCCGCUAACAGUAUCCCUGGUUCAGCAGUGUGUGCCUUCGACAUGGAGCAGCUGGCUCAGGUGUUUGAUGGGAGAUUCAAGGAGCAGAAGUCACCUGAGUCUAUAUGGACCCCUGUUCCUGAUGAGCUCAUUCCCAAACCAAGGCCAGGAGGCUGUGCCAUCCAGGGCUCCAGGUUCAACUCAUCCAAUGGUUUCCCUGAUGAGAUGUUGAACUUUGUGAAGACCCACCCCUUGAUGGAUGAGGCUGUACCCUCACUGGGACAGAGCCCCUGGAUUGUCAGGACCAUGGUCAGGUACCAGCUGAAUAAGAUGGUGAUGGACACAGAGGCUGGCCCCUACCGGAACCGAACGGUGCUCUUCCUGGGCUCCAGCCGUGGGACCAUCCUCAAGUUCCUGAUCGUCCCCAACUGGGACAACACUGUGUCCGGCAGCAAUGUCUUCCUGGAGGAGCUGGAGGGCUUCAACCCUGACAAGUGUGGGGAGGACACUCCGCAGGCGAGGCAUCUGUUGUCCCUGACUCUGGACCGGGUGAGCCGCUCUCUGCUGCUGGCCUUCCCCUCUUGUGUGGUCAGGGUCCCUGUGGCACGAUGCCAGCUCUACUCACGCUGCAUGAAGAACUGCAUCGCCUCCAGGGACCCCUACUGUGGCUGGACCAGGGGAAGCACCUGCUCUUUCCUCAGGCCUGGGACUAGACUGCCGUUCGAGCAAGACGUAGAACGCGGCAACGUGUCCCACUUGGGCGACUGUGACGGUCUUCUUCAGGAGUCUUUCAUUGACGAACCAGACGGUCUGGUAUCCGUCAACCUGCUGGUCGUGUCUGCAGUCUCAGCCUUCGCCACAGGGGCGGUGCUGUCUGGCCUGGCUGUCUGCUGGAUCAUGAGUCAUCGCCACCGCCACCGCACGCGAGGGGCAGGAGCCAACAACAGGAGCCGUAAAGGGGACAAAGAGCAGAACAUGCUAGGUCAGGGGCGGAGUGGCUCGGUGAUGAGUGUGACCCGUACCAGUGGCAGCGAGAGGACCCGGUCACAUUCCCAGGCAGACAACCCGUUCGUAACACCCAAUGGCUGGCCUAAAGGAGAGAUAGACCCAGGUCUACCUACUCCAGAACAGACUCCCCUGCAACAGAAACGGCCUCCACCCAGUAUGAGGCUCCCAGACGGAGACUGGGACCAGAGCCAGACCUUCCUCAACUCAGUGGGCAUGCCCUGCCCAGCCAACUCAGUCAUCUACCUGAGCUCCAAGUUCCUGCAGGAGAGAGGGGGCAGGCACGAGGACCCAGGGAACGUGGGGCCCCCCAACACGGAGCGAACACGUUACCUGGUCCUGGCCAACCACCGGGAGCCCCACGGAGGACAACCCAGGACCACCCUGAGGAACUCUGCGGGCGAGUACAACUAUCCAGCCACACCGCAGGACUCCCCAGACCGCAGGAGGGUGGUCUCAGCCCCCAGCAACCAGAUGGACUUUGGGGACGCCCCCCGCUGGACCCAUGAGGGGCUCAACUAUAACAGCAACAACGGAGUGCCCUACCACUCCCAGCGCCCGGGCCUGAUCCGGGCCAACCACCACGGCCUGGCCGACUUCAAUCACCUGAUGGGAAAGAGUGUGGGCGAGCAUACCCAUAGUGGCCAGUGAGAAGAAGAGUGCCAUGAACCCCCCUCUCUGAAACCCAUUUCCCCUCAGCAACUGGAAUAGCCCUCAGACUCUCCCAUCCCAAAUCCUGCCCUGUCUGUUCUCUCUCACUGUCAUUCAAUGUUCUGACAUCCCCUGGCGCGUAGCCUGGCUGCCUUACUGACUGACGGAAGAGACUGGGCCACCAGAAUCCAGCAGCUUAGAGAGAGAAAGAAAGAGAGAGAGUUAAAGAGAGGAGGUUAUUCUCCACAUGGCUACUGCUCUGCUCUCGCCCUGAGAGGUGCACCCCUCUGCUCCGUAAGUGGUUUAACCUGUGGAGCUGGGGCUGGACACAAUGAGACCAAUCUCAAGGACUAGUAAGCGGUGCAAGGGAAGGAACAUUUUGUGAAAAAGGAAUUUAAAAAACGGACAACCGCUUCACUGAUAAUUUAGCAUUCAGCUUCAGUUGUGAAAGGUCUCCUUCUACUAUCUUGUGCUCUGCAAGUCAUUCAUGUUGUGACAUUUUUAUUUCUGCUUUACUUUUGUGCCAGCAUCCAGGAGACAACCAUGUGUUUGUCCUUGGUUUUCAAGCCAACUCUAUCACUCAGCUCUAUCCGUCAGCUUGAGUUUGGUAGGUAUUAGCAAUGCCAGAGAACACUGAAUCACACAUUAAAGGAGAGGCUUCCUGUCUUAAUGUGAGCAUACAACACACUGGAGCUUCUUAUAGGAAUAAGCUUGAUAAUGAUGUCAACGAUUAUUCCCAUUGUGUUAACAAUCAUGGAAAAAACACAUUUCUAGUGUUUCUGAAGCUCUAUUAAGUGUUUAUAAAUCAGACCAUGUAAUGAUUAUAUCCCCACCCAAGUCUUCAGCCCAGAACUAUCAACGACAGCACUGGACUUGAACAUGUCAAAAACCAGGAGGGAGGAGAUAUGAAGAUGGUACCUUCUCAUUUGAUAAAAAGUGGAGGGAACAAGGAAAGAAGGCAGAGAAUGGUAUGAGAACUCCCUCCCUCCCCCUCCCUCUCUCCUUCUCUGUCUCCCUCCCCCUGGGUCUGUGUGACCUGACCUGAAGCCUAGGCUGCCCGACCUGGUGGAGAGGAGAACAUGUAGGGGAAUGUGAGCAUGGCUGUGGGAGAUAGCGGGUCCUGGACCCUGCCACUGGGGAGUUCCAUUCAGGCUCCUCUCCCUGACACUGAGUCUCUUUGUGCCCUGGAGCAGGAGGAGAUGGCUACAACAAAUAGCGGUUAAGAGUCAGGGCAGGCAGGACAAACCCAGCUUCCUAGCCCAGCGGAAUAUCAAUGAGGAAAGCAGCACUCCCCUGCCCGUCCCUCCGGCCCCCUCACAGACACGGGCACCGUUUGGGACUGGGGCUGAGACCAGGCAGGAUGGGUUGAUAGGGCUGGGGCUGGGACCAGGCAGGGUGGUGGGCCCACGGAUGGGUUGAUAGGACUGGGGCUGGGACCAGGCAGGGUGGUGGGCCCACGGAUGGGUUGAUAGGGCUGGGGCUGGGACCAGGCAGGGUGGUGGGCCCACGGAUGGGUUGAUAGGACUGGGGCUGGGACCAGGCAGGGUGGUGGGCCCACGGAUGGGUCGAUAGGACUGGGGCCGGGACCAGGCAGGGUGGUGGGCCCACGGAUGGGUCGAUAGGGCUGGGCCUGUCAGACUGGCAUCAUUCAGACUGUAGAUCACUAUAUCCCUGCCUUUCAGCGUCUCCCACUAGAUCUCUGGCCCAGCCGCCAUUAUCAGUCCCCAAACAUUUACAAAUCAGUGUAAACUGCAUCCCUGCGCUGGGUGCCGGGUGGCAACAUGCAUGGGAGCGCAUAGACUGGCUUCAUUAGUGGGUCUGUGGGCUGGGAGGAGCAGAGGAGUAGAACAGGAGAGAGAUGUACUGAGGCUGGAGGGGCAUAGGAGGAUCAGGGGCUGGGCUUUGUAUGACUGGCAGAGAGUGGAGGUAGAGAAACACAGCAGCACCAGUGCACACAUGUAGAUAUGUACACCGCUUAAAUACCGAGUUAUGCUGACCUGCAGGGGGAGCAGAUGGUGAGGGAACCUGGCCUGUAUAGAGCCAGCUGUGUGGUGGGCUGAGGAGAGGAGCCAGGCUGGGCGGUGGGUUUGUUUGUCUUAAUGUGAAGGGCUAACCCACUGAGGUAGAAUACUAAACGAGAUUAAUGUAGUGUAAGCACAUGAUCUAGCUGGGUAGAAAUGCCAACACAUGGCUGGGUUCAGGGAAACAGCUCAACUACUGAACGAGUGUGUGUGUGUGUGUGUGUGUGUGUGUGUGUGUGUGUGUGUGUGUGUGUGUGUGUGUGUGUGUGUGUGUGUGUGUGUGUGUGUGUGUGUGUGUGUGUGUGUGUGUGUGUGUGUGUGUGUGUGUGUGUGUUUGAGUGCGUGUGUCUGUGUGUGUGUGCUUGAGUGCGUGGGUGUUUGUUUCUGUACUUGUAUUACAGUAGUAAUGAGUGUUGCCAUGAAUGAGUAAUGUAGUGGGCUGGGGAGAGGGGGGGUUAUAGCAUUAGCACAGUGAAGACAUUCUUUACAUAUUCCAUACUAUAGUAGACAACCCCUCCUCCUCCUCCCAUCUCCAUUAUAGCCCUGAGAGGAGUGUUGCUUGAGAAUAUGGGGCCUUGACAAAGUUUUGACCCCCUGUUGCCCCUUCUCCUCUCUGUCACCCCGCUAGUUGCAUCCCCUAAGUGCAGUGUGUGAUUGAGUCCUGCUCUGCCUGCCCAGCCAGCCGUGCUCCAGCUCCCUCUCUUACACUGUUUCACUAAACAUGCUUGAUUAGGCAAAGUACAUCCCAUCCCCUAAUGGUGUGAUGAGCCCCUGAGAAGAUUACUACAGACACAUCGAGAGGGAGACGAGCACCCACUCUCAUCCCCAGAAAUCACCCCUGCAUACACACACACACACCCUCACUCGCACACGUGCACACACACACACACACACACACACACACACACACACACACAGCACCCUAACCAAAUUCAGGAUGUAAUUUCAUUACCAUCCGCUGUCAUCACCAGGCCAGGGAGGAGGGAGGCUUGUAGCUCAGACCCAGAGAUGUGGCUCAGACCCAGAGAUGUGCUCUUUGGAAGAGCCACAUGAUAAUAUGAUUCUCUUAGUCCCCCAUGACUAUAUAUUAAAGAAUCUAGGGUUCCCCUUUCUAUAGCGCUUCAAGCUUGCACACAGACGGACACACACAUAUACACACACACACACACAUACGUGUUUCACACACACAAUCAGCCUCUUCUUCUCUACCCCAUGAUGUAUAAUCAUGCUGUGUCCCUCUGUUGUUUAGCUGCUACAAUCAAACAGAGGCAGUUUUUAAAUGUGUCAACACCAGAAUGAGAAAUCUGGGUAAUUUACUGUGAAGCGCUCCAAAAUCUUUGCUCUUUGAAAAUCAGAUAUGAAAUGUUUUAACUGUUUUUUCAUACAUUAGCAAUCCUCUGAUGCAGUAAAUUGUUUUCUUUGGCAGCCAUUUCUUUCUGCUGGGAGAUUUUUGUUUGGUUCUGUUUGAUAUGUAGCUCACACAGUGUCGCCCCCUCCCUCCCCCUCCCUCCCCCUCUCCCACAUGACCCGAUCUGUGUGUAUAAAUAUCAUGGACUGUGUGUGUGUGCCUGAGGCCAUGCCAUUGUCUGUUGUUGGCUCGUUUUCCUCGGUAACCCAGUGAUUAGCUAAUGGCCCCCGGCCAGAAACUGCCAUGUCGGGAUGGGACACCCUAGAAAGAGCCAAACCAAAUAAGGAGACAUGUAACCCAGUCUGCUGAGGAAUUAACGCAGACAGCAGACAUUUUACUCAUCCAGCGAAACACAUCGAAGGAUAAGCACAAAAACGUUUGCAUUUUUGUAAAGUUGUAGAGAACAUUCUAUUUAGUCCGCACUGAUCAUUCUUGUCAUGUUUUCAUAAUUUUUCAUUUUUUUUGUCUCUAUGGUAAUAUUUGUUUGGGUUUUUUGGGUUUUGUUGUAUUGGAUUUUGAUUUGCUCUCUGGUGUGUGAGUUUGAUGAUGAUGAUGAUGAUGAUGAUGAAGAAGAAGAUGAUGAUGAUAUUGAUUAGGAGGAAGAUGAUGGUGAUGAUGAUGAUUAGGAGCAAGAUGAUGAUGAAGAUGUGUAUGACGAAGAGGAUGAGGAUAAUGAUGAUUCUGUACUGUGAACAGCAUCUCAGUAUUUGCACCCACUCUGAUGCCUGAGUCGUGUCUGAGAGGUGGAGAAGAGGAGAGGAGAGGAGCUGGCAAUACAUACUGGCGAUCACGAUGAAGUGAACUUUCCCACAAAGAGAACUUUCCCACUCGAGUCUCCUGCUACUGUGACAGUCCUGUGGCUCUCACCAGAGGCUGUCUGUCCCUGUCUGUGACCAGGGACACUGUCAUUAAAAAACACCAAGUGUCCCUGUGUGUACAUAAUCUCAAUGCUUAAAUGUAAUUUAAGUGCAGUAGCUGCAUGACACAGCCUCUGUGUGUACAUAUGUAGAGACAUGUGAAUUUGUACAGUACAUGCAAGUGUGUGUGCUUGUGUCCGCAAAUGUCCAUCAGACAAACACAUGCAUGCACCCUCAAGCAACUGCACAAGACACACACACACACACACACACACACACCCUUCAGCAGUUGAACACCAUUUCCACAUCAUCCUCAGCGCUGCCUGUCACUUAGCAUGGAGACUUUGCUCUCUGUCAACUUUCUUAUUCUAAUAAACCACUCAGACAUUGAC
This is a messenger RNA of Oncorhynchus kisutch (coho salmon), 8144 nucleotides long. RefSeq names its product semaphorin-6B. The transcript is spliced from 17 exons. Bases 881 to 3466 code for a protein of 861 amino acids. Gene Ontology annotation, molecular function: chemorepellent activity; semaphorin receptor binding. Gene Ontology annotation, cellular component: plasma membrane. The record is from RefSeq and is a predicted model, not a curated record. Lineage: Eukaryota; Metazoa; Chordata; Actinopteri; Salmoniformes; Salmonidae. Gene Ontology annotation, biological process: semaphorin-plexin signaling pathway; positive regulation of cell migration; axon guidance.